Molecule: messenger RNA, 922 nt
Organism: Geodia barretti
Lineage: Eukaryota; Metazoa; Porifera; Demospongiae; Tetractinellida; Geodiidae
Source: the annotation of a GenBank genome assembly
AUGCUGACACGUAGUGCAUUUAUUCGUGCUCAGUUUUUACAUUGCUAGCUGUAGAGUUACGGCUUGCAGUGUAUAAAAUGGGUUUCACCCAGUCUAAGCACUAUUCCUCGAACAAUGGGCAACCGAAGUUCCUUUCUUGGGAGAAUCUUCGGUAGAUUCUACAAAAAUCGAGAAAUACGAGUGAUUAUGUGUGGAUUAGACGCUGCUGGAAAGACCACGAUACUCUAUAAACUCAAACUGGGAGAAGUUAUCACUACCAUUCCUACCAUUGGAUUCAACGUUGAGACGGUGAGCUACAAGAAUGUGAGUCUCACUGCAUGGGAUGUCGGAGGACGAGAUAAGAUUCGGCCAUUGUGGCGUCACUACUACCAGAACACAGAUGUUCUCAUCUUUGUGGUAGACAGUAACGACAGAGAUAGAGUGGAUGAGUGCAGAGAAGAGCUGGGGAGGUUCAUGACUGAGGAUGGACUUCAGGACUGCUGUGUUCUGAUCCUGGCCAACAAGCAGGACCUGCCCUCUGCCAUGUCAACUGAGGAGAUCACAGAGAAGCUGGAGCUCAACAAAUUGCCUCCUACCAGAACAUGGCAUAUUCAAGGGGCAAGUGCUGUAAAGGGAGAAGGGUUGUAUGAGGGACUGGACUGGUUGAAGGACACACUGACAGCCAAAGAGGUGGUCAAGAGUGUUAGUAAACCAACAGCAGAGGUUAAAGACUCACUGACUGGAAAGAAAGGAUUCCUGGCCUCCUGGUUUCCAGCCCUUUCUAAUUAUUUGACAUAAUGAUGUUCAUGUAAUGUGUAUUGUUAUUAAUCGUGCGUAGCUCAUGUUUGGUGAUUUGUGGAUAAUCUCUGGGUUAAACAAAGUAGCUAGCCCACUAUUGUGACAGAAAUGAGUGAAUUAGCAAGGAUACACUGAAAGUUGCAUA